AUGUCCGAAGAGUCCCGAGAACAUCCGAACAAGAUUCCGAAACGCUACCCUCUGGUGCUGCCAUCUGUUGUAAGAGGGAAAUUCAAACUCAUGAUGGAUGCCUUUCCACAAAAUUCACCUGAAAUUUCAUGCUUUUUGGAAGCGAGACGGUGCCUUCAAGAUGUAAAAUGUCUCAAGUUUUGUGAGUUGGCGACGAAAGGGACUGGAAGUGAUGGCGGCAACGUGACAGAAGUCUCAGGGGCCAGACUCUCCAUCAUGAAGGAACAAUUCACAACCAUGAAAGGACAAAAGAUUGCACUUCUCACACAGCUGAAAUUCACAGAAAACUUGAUUAAAGAUAAUCCAUCGUGUUGGGCUCUCGGUCAAACCGAAGCAAGAGAGCUGUUUGGCUCUGUUCGUGACAGCUUGAGGAAAUGGAAGGAAACGCUAAUGGAAUUGACAGGGCAGGCAGAGGAGUUGACUGAGGUGUAUCAACAAUGCUUGGAAGAAUAUGAAGAUAAAAAGAAAACACUUGAAAACAAACUAUCAGAUCUUGAACAGAAGCAAAACAGACUCAUGGGGUUAAAACAGAAAUAUAAUGCUCUAAGUCAAAGAGUGGACCUUACAGACAUGCGUGGUGACCAUAUUGUAACGAAAGUGAAGGAAUUGGAUGACACAAGGAUGGGACUAGAAAGUGGACUUGUAAGUUGCAAAGAUAAAAUGGAGUGUAUAUCAGUGGCGGUGAAAUGUAUUUAUGAUCGGUUCGCAGAUAUCCAGAAACUGGUCCAUGCCAGUUUGGAGAUUGCAGAAAACAUAGUGAGCAAUUUGGAAGACAAGCUAGCUAACGACAAAGGUUUAUAUGAAAGUUUGAGCUGUGUCUGUCAUUGGAAAGAAGCCAUCAGUAGUGUUAGGGAAACAACUGUCAAUCAAGAUGUUGCCAUUGUUGAACUCACUUCCCCAGAUGGAGAGGAAAAACUCAAACUGUCCAUGGAGUUUAAAUUCAAUGAGUUUGGCGAUUUUGUUCUUGCAACAGCGCACGUAGAUGACAAUACAGUUGAAAUUGGAGACCUUGUAGACUAUGCGGUAGCAAAUGACAACAUCCUUCAUCUUGUAAAAGAAGUGCAAGCCAGAUGGGUUACACAUCGCCCUCUCCUCUCAGAAAUAUCAACAUUGCAAAACCGGUUUGCCAUUGACUGGAUAAGUGAGCAGAACACCUUGCGCAUGAUGCUGGGACUUGGGGGACACAUUGUCUGUACUCUUACCAUCAGUGAUGGAUACCCAAAUACAGGCUGUGUUGAAUUGACAAAUGUUGAAGGCUUCAAUGAAGACUUACUAUUGGAAAACAUCAAGCCAGAGCAAGAGAAGCCAUCCCUGACCAACUGGCUGGAAUAUCUCCACCUGCAGUUCCACACAAAAUGAGAUACAGAGACUUUCAUUUUCAUUUUCGGAUUCUCAUUGUGUUGUGGAGAAAUUAUGCAAGUGCUCCUGACAUUUAUUUUCAAUGGACAGGUCCAUAGCCGAAUGAGCAAAUAUAGAAUGCUUAUUCGUUGUGAUCUCCAUGACACACAUGUGUUCAUUUGAGACUCAUUAAGUACUCUUGCUCCUAUAUGUAUGUGGAAUUAUCAUUUCAAGUGCAGGUUCCACGAGAGAACCUCGAAAUUUUGUAGUCUCGAGAAAAUUGUAUCUGUCCGUUGAUUUGUGGUUUUAAAACCACUAUUG
Lineus longissimus is the source of this 1698-nucleotide messenger RNA. RefSeq lists its product as uncharacterized. The record is from RefSeq and is a predicted model, not a curated record. Lineage: Eukaryota; Metazoa; Nemertea; Pilidiophora; Heteronemertea; Lineidae. The transcript is spliced from 11 exons. Bases 1 to 1398 code for a protein of 465 amino acids.